AUGGCGAAGGUGCAGGUAAAAGCGCAGGGCAGUGGUGUAUCCAAGCGCUCGGUUCGCACCUCGCUCUUCAGUCGCGAAAAACUGUACGUCGUUCAAGAUAAGCAGUCCCGAAAAACGACGUCAGGGAAGGGUUUCCGCUCUGGCCAGCCUAGAUCGAAGCAAAAGUUCUCGAAAUGGCAAGUGUUCAACAUCGUCCGUCGGCUUGUGGUCAUUGCCGCUGCAAUCCAGUAUCUCUACAUCUCCUUGUUGGCCACUUGGAGGACGAUCGACGUUCUUCGAUCGAUGACCAAUCCAAAACAAUCUUUUGGAGUUCUCACGUCGUCACUGAUUGGGGACUACGUUGGGGACGGUCUCAUUCGAGACAGCAAGCUGGUUCAGGAUGUGUUGGGUGGAGAUACAACACCACGAGACUACGCUCUCUUCCUCGAAUCUGACACACAAGUCUCGACCUCAAAUUGCUCGGACGUGCCGCUAUUCAACUCGGACAUUUACAACAACGCGUUCCUCGGUCGCACCUACAUGGAAGUAGUUCGUGAUACCAGCUAUAACACGACAAUCCUCACAGAGUUGGAGCUUGUGGCUGUGGUCGUGGACUGCACCACUACCCAGUUGAAGACGGGGGAUCCGUCCAUUGUACGGGUUUUCAACAUAGUGCGGUCUCUCAAUGACACUACCGAUGUGUCUUUAGUCGAGAUGUCGCUGUCGGUGCAGGACUACACUAUGUGGUCGUACAAGAAAUACGGCCCAGCGAUUGUUGGAAUGGUUACGGUUAUCCAUGACAUGCAGGCAGACAUAACCAAACAGAUCUACAUGAUGGCACCAACGUAUCCGUAUCAGCGCUCUAUGGAGUUUGAAAUUUUCGACUUCAUACGGAUAACCAACAACAGUUACAGAGAACUGCAAAGUAUCCCAAAGGAACCGGAGACAGAGCCAGUAAAGCACUUGGUCACGUCACGGAAACGUGGCUUCUUCGAUGGUGACGUCCAGGCAAAUAUCCACUCCAUGUACUCGUUACUCGAUAAAUCUGACCCAAAAAGUGCGUUAACGACUUGGGAAUGGUAUGGCGAGUCUCAAAUUGAAGACACGUGGGCCUGGGUGCACGGAGUUCAUCUCGUCUUCGGCAUCCAGACGCUUGUUUCGUUAAUCGUGCUGUUUCUAGUGACGUACCAGAAUUUUCGAGCGGGAAAAAUAUGGAUCGGUGACCCAUUUUCUCCCGUAUCGACUGCGACGUUCGUGGGUCGCGCACUCCUUGUAAUGCUGUCGUGGUACGUCAACUCAUUCUGGACUUUGUUUGAGUUCGCGCUGUCCAAUGCUGCAAAGCUGUCAGGAACCGAGAUUGUUCACGUUCACAAAGAACUGGUCCACGCUGACGUCCUGGUCGUGUAUCUCGGUCUUGUGGCGUUUCUAAGCUGGUUGGCUCGAGAACGAAUUGACCCCUCGGUUGCUAUCUUCAUGUUCGAGAUUAUCCACAAGCAUCGCUUGAGCUUCAUCAAAAUCUCUCCCCCAAUUCUACGUAAAAUCGUGAAUUACUCGAACAGUGUGUUUCAACUGGGCAAUGCUCCAAAGUCUGCUGCUGUUGCCGAGAUGUCUCCGCUGUCCUUCUGGCGCACCUUCCAGAUCCCUACAAAGGAUGGCACGUUCCUCGCUGCAUCAUUUUUCCCAAAGAUCAGCUUGUUGGGGAUGAUCGGUUUCUAUGCCGUUAUGCGUAAGAUUUAUCGGUACUUCUUCCCAGAACGAGUUCAACAUAGAUCAGGGCAAAGCACGAAUGUUUCAGGGAAUGAGAAGGCAGCACUCGCGCUGAAAGGGAAUUUUACCAACUUUGAAUUAUCGACGGGUGCAGAGCUUCAGACACGCUUCGGGAUUAUCUCGGACUACAAGAACUACGUGUACUUCAAAGGGAUGAAAUUCGCGUCUGCAGACGGUGUCUAUUGCUCUGGAUAUGUGAUCGUAAACGGCAAAUAUUUGGUGGGAACCAAAAACUUACUUGCGAUUAUCAUGAUGAAACUGGUGCGCGCUCGCUUUACCAAUGUUUACACGUACGAAGUGGACGGCAACACAGUCAAAGAGACCGCAAGACUUGUAUAUCCAGAGACCUUCACGUGGUCCGACUUGUGGCGUCUCAAUGUCACAGUGCUGCUCUAACAUUCGGUUUAAUACAGCACAUCACACAGUAUUAGAGUUAUCGCAGUAUUGUCCUGUCAGUUUCGAGAUAAACUGUAGAUGCAAGCGGAACUUACAUGUCAAUUCAUAAUCAAUUUUUCGGCUUUCGGAUGUGCAGCAUUCGCAGUUGAUGGAGAGUAUACAACGAUACAUUUAUAACAAAAAAAUAAUGAAAUAAAAGC
Molecule: messenger RNA, 2342 nt
Organism: Phytophthora nicotianae INRA-310
Lineage: Eukaryota; Oomycota; Peronosporomycetes; Peronosporales; Peronosporaceae
Exons: 1
Coding region: 1-2142 (713 amino acids)
Source: RefSeq, a predicted model, not a curated record